UCUUCUCCCAUCCAAUUUCACCCCCAAAUUGAAAAUGCUCUCUGCUGCUUCUCCUCUUACUCUUCCGCCUCUACCGGCCAGAUCCUCUCCCCGGGAGUUUACACGUGUCAGAUUCCGACCACCACAGGCUUUCUCCUCCACUGCCACCGCCUCUUCCACUGCCUACGCCUCUAGAGAGGACACCGCCUCGCCGUAUCUCAACCUUCAAAGAAUGACCUCCUGUACUUCUCUCUACGAGGUCCUUGGGAUCCCUACUGGAGCUUCUUUUCAGGAGAUCAAAUCGGCAUACCGACGUCUUGCCAGAGUUUGCCAUCCGGAUGUAGUGGCCGUCGACCGGAAAGACUCAUCGGCCACUGAUUUCAUGAAGAUCCAUGCCGCUUAUUCCACUCUGUCUGAUCCUGAGAAACGCGCCGAUUACGAUCGGAAGCAUCUCCGCCGUUAUCGUCCUGUGGCUUCGGUGCGGAUGGCUUCAGGUUUCACUGGCUACACUCGUCGUAAUUGGGAGACGGAUCAGUGCUGGUAACGAGUUGAUUCACCGAGUGAUUGAAGUCGAAACUAAAAUGAUCGGAGUUUGUGAACUAUAUGAUGAUUGAUAGUUAGGGCUAAAUCGGAAUCAGAGAGCGCCUAAAUCGGAAUCAGAUUCGGAACCUCUGCUGUGAUUCGUACAUAUAACGGAAUAAUCCAAACGGCGCAAAUGAUUCGAGAGAUGGACUAUUAUGAUCCGUGGAGGGAUCGAAGCUUUUCUGCAACUCACCAGCGCUUGACAACGAGUGAGAUUUGCUUCAGAUCUUUAGGAAAAAUCGCGAGGAAGAAAUUUCUAGUUCUCGAAAAUCAAAUCACCAAGUAAACAACAAACAGAGGAAAAUGCAUAUAUCUUUUCCUAGUUUUCCUUUGGAUCUGUAUAAUUCUUGGGUUUGUCCAGUUUGGAUUUCAGUGAAAUAGAAGUAAAGAAAAUCUAAAACUCAAAA
Messenger RNA from Cucurbita pepo subsp. pepo (vegetable marrow), 968 nucleotides. RefSeq names its product Chaperone DnaJ-domain superfamily protein. The record is from RefSeq and is a predicted model, not a curated record. NCBI's taxonomy places the organism in Eukaryota, Viridiplantae, Streptophyta, Magnoliopsida, Cucurbitales, Cucurbitaceae.